Trichoderma virens Gv29-8 is the source of this 2352-nucleotide messenger RNA. RefSeq lists its product as uncharacterized. The record is from RefSeq and is a predicted model, not a curated record. Gene Ontology annotation, molecular function: protein kinase activity. NCBI's taxonomy places the organism in Eukaryota, Fungi, Ascomycota, Sordariomycetes, Hypocreales, Hypocreaceae. The annotation marks the transcript as partial. The transcript is spliced from 2 exons. Gene Ontology annotation, biological process: protein phosphorylation.
ACGAAGCUGAAGAUUAUUGAGGAACACCCCAUUGGGAAUGGCCUCGGUGUCUUCCGCGCCGUGUUCGCAUCGAUAUGCGAAUCCCAGGGUCUCGUUUCGUCGGCGGACGCCAUCGACCAGUUGGACCAACGAUCUCUACAGAGCCUCACUAUCAAUCUUCUCGCAGCGCUCCUGGUACUCGAGGCGGCCCAGCUUCUUCGCUCUGCUGGCAGAGGCAAAUAUCUCUUUGACGACAUAUCAAAAUCACUCUCUAUCAUCCGCUCAGACGACUUCGACUUGGAUCGCUUCAAACCUGUCUUCAGAGCCGUCCUCGACGACAAUCCCAACGAUGUCCUCAUUUGGACGCAACUCUCCAACGCCGUCAAAGAAGCAACUCCUCCUCCGCGGCCGACGUGGUCAUCUGUGGCAAACACCCCAAUCACCCGAAACACGAGCAGCAUCCUCAACUCGUCAGAAUUACGUCGCGAGGUCGACCAAGUCCUUAGGAAAGAACUUGACCCUCGCGUGGGCAUUCGCAAGUUUCGAGAGUCAUUCUUUGCAUCCGUUCCCAACCUCGACGCAGCGUCCGAUGCCGUCUUUCGCAAGUGUUCCGAAGGCGACGAGCCGCUCUUUGGUCAAGAGGGAUGGGCAGGAUGGCCGGCCGCUGCAGAGGAGAAAGCUGUGGUGGCUUGGCUCGGCGACAUUAUACCAAAGCUGGAGAGUCUCGCGGUCGAUUUCGCUCCCUCCACAUUGACUCGACAACGGAAACUGCUGGCACAGCUAAAGACACCUUUGCUGGGAUCUACAGGAAAACGCAGCAUGGAUGUCGGCUUCGUCAACAGCGACUUUACCCAUCAGCUAGGCAAACCAAGCAGAUACCGCUGGUCGCACAUCUUGGUGCCGGGCGAGCUGAAGAGUAAUCCAAAGGCCGACGCGCCACCGGUGGCGUGGAUCGACCUUGCAACGUAUGCGAGAGAGGUGCUGUCAGCUCAGGACUCUCGGCGCUUCGUCUUGGCCUUUUCGUUGUGCGGGUCUCUGAUGCGGUUGUGGGAAUACGAUCGGAUAGGGGGGAUUGCGUCCGAACAAUUCAACAUCAACGAACACAAGGGGGGCCUGGAGUUUGUGGCUACAAUCCUCGGAUUUCUUUGGAUGGACGAAGAAUGGCUAGGGUUUGACCCUACGAUUGUAACCUCUGGCGACGACAAGCGCUUCAUAGAGAUUGAACGGAACGGUCAGCCAGAGCGCAUCAUCAUCGACGAGGUCAUUACACGUGCCCGGUGUGUUGCUGGAAGGGCAACAACUUGUUGGAAGGCGCAUCCAGAAGAUGAUCCGGAGACGGCACUCGUCAUCAAGGACUCGUGGCAGUAUCCGGAACGAGACGAAGAGGGUGAGAUUAUCCAGGAGGCCACUGAACGAGGUGCCAUCAAUGUGUCUCGGUACUAUUACCACGAAACUGUACGUAUCCGCGGCGUGGAUGAUGAUAUUCGAAGCUGCGUUCGCAACGGACUGGAUGUUACGGCGGCUACAGAAGAAACGGCAGCUACGGAAGAUAGCAAAAGUAGCAAAAGCAAUAACAGUAGCGAUAAUAGCGGUAGUAGCGAUAGUAUCGGUAGUAGCGGCCGGGCCGGUUCGAAGAGAGGAUCCAGCGAAGUCAACGAGGCUGACGCACGACCAGCCAAGCGCCAUCGCUCAGGAUCAAGUAAUGCCAAUGGCAGCGGCCUCGAGAAAAAGCCGCCCAAUCGGGUGCACCGGCGCAUCAUUGUUCAAGAUUACGGGCGGCCAAUCUACAAGGCCAGCUCACCGGCAGCGCUUGUGGCUGCUCUAGAGAGCUGUAUUCGCGGUCACGAGUCUCUGAGGCAAGCCGGCUUCCUCCAUCGAGAUGUUUCCGUUAACAACGUCUUGAUUGACGAAGACGGCCCCCCCUCCCGAACGGGAUUCCUGAUAGACCUCGAUCUUGCUAUAAGAGAGUCGAGGGAAAAGGCAUCAGGAGCAAAGGGGAAGACGGGGACAAGAGCGUUCAUGGCCAUUGGACUAUUGUUCGGCGAAGAGCAUUGCUUCAUGCAUGAUCUCGAGUCCUUCUUCUGGGUGCUUUUCUGGGUUUGUGUCAACUACGAUGGGCCAGACAAAAGCGUCAAGAAUAAUCCAUUUGACAGUUGGAACUACACAAAUGACUAUGAACUGGCGGGUUCUAAACUCGGGGUAAUAACUGAUUCUACCGUGUUUUGCAAGCGAGCAAAGGAGACGUUUACGGCAUUCUAUGAGCCGCUGAUUCCGCUGAUGGAUAGACUGCGAGAGGUGGUGUUUCCAGGCGGGGUGAGAUGGAAACGAGCUGACGAGGGGCUGUAUUCCUCCAUGAGGGAGAUUCUGCGGGAC